Molecule: messenger RNA, 762 nt
Organism: Rotaria sp. Silwood2
Lineage: Eukaryota; Metazoa; Rotifera; Eurotatoria; Philodinida; Philodinidae
Source: the annotation of a GenBank genome assembly
AUGAAUGCUUCUUAUAUGUCACCACGUAUUAUAUCAUCGCCAUCACCACAUUUACCAUCAUCAGCUGGUUCCUCAUCAUUACAUUUAAAUAGUCCAACAUCAUUUGGUGGGCGAACACCUAACUUAAUUGGAAAAAUAAAAACAACAUUUUCAACAUUAAAUAAUAUUAGUCGUGAUACAAUUUUAAUUGGACAAACAGUGAAAAUUUCACAAGGACCUUAUAAAGAUUAUGUUGGCAUUGUUAAAGAUGUAACAGUAUCAACAUGCAGAAUAGAACUUCAUGCCAAGUGUCAAAUAAUUACUGUUGAUAGAAAUAGAAUCGUACCAACAAUAAAUGUUUCACGUCAAUCAGGUGAAAUGUCGAAUCAUUUUACAACGUCACUACAUGGCUCACAAACUCCAUCUUAUGCGUCUUUUGGUUCACGUGCACCCAUGACUGGAAAUCAAACUCCAAUGCAUGAUGGAUCACGAACACCUCAUUAUGGAAGUAUGACACCUCGUCAUGAUGGUUCAAUGACUCUACAUGCUCAUGGUGGUGCAUCACCUUGGGAUCCAACAUAUGCAACAACACCUCGAGUUGACUAUGAUGAUAAUAAUGAAGCAUAUAAUAUUCAUAUAUCAACACCAAUACCAGGUACAACAGGUGAUAGUUUUUCUUCAUCAUUAAAUAUUAAUGAUCAAUCUUCAUCUGAAAGUUAUGCUUAUUUUUCUGAAAUAAAUAAAACUCCUGGAACACAAAUGGCACAAUAUGCACCAAUGUAA